This is a messenger RNA of Oreochromis niloticus (Nile tilapia), 3197 nucleotides long. RefSeq names its product KAT8 regulatory NSL complex subunit 2 (gene kansl2). NCBI's taxonomy places the organism in Eukaryota, Metazoa, Chordata, Actinopteri, Cichliformes, Cichlidae. The coding region runs from base 140 to 1594 and encodes 484 amino acids. Gene Ontology annotation, cellular component: NSL complex. The transcript has 10 exons. The record is from RefSeq and is a predicted model, not a curated record.
GCUAAUCGGAUCUUUAGGUGGGCGGGGUUACUUAUUGUAAGCGGCGGCUGUGGCAGUUAACAGGGAAUGCAGGAAAAUCGACGUAACAGUGUUCUUCGGGAGACCACGCUAGCUCGGAUGUCCGAGACAAAGGCUUGAAAUGAACAGGAUACGAAUCCACGUUUUGCCCUCAAGUCGGAACCGGGUGACCCAGACACCCCGACCUCAGGAGCCACAGGCUUGCUCCUUCACCCAGCGGCCCUGCUCUCAGCCACGACUUGAAGGCUUGGACUUCUGCAUCAAACACAUCUUGGAGGACAAAAAUGCGCCUUACAAACAGUGCAGCUACGUCUCUGCCAAGAACGGGAAGCGGUGUCCCAAUGCCGCACCAAAGGCAGAGAGGAAAGACGGAGUGACCUUCUGUGCAGAGCACGCUCGCAGGAAUGCCAUGGCUCUUCGAGCUCAAAUGAGAAAGGCGUCUUCUGGUCCGUCACCAGAGGCCCUGCUGUCUCAACUUAGUGGGUACAGCCGAGCAGAGUCACACAGCCUUGAUGGAGGACGCUCUGAAGCCAGCCGCAUUCUAGAUGAGGACAGUCUGAGUGAGGAAGAGCAGGGGCCGUUGGUAUUGGACCAGACGUGGAGAGGAGACCCAGACAGCGAGGCUGACAGCAUCGAUAGUGAUCACGAGGAUCCUCUGAAACACGCAGGAGUGUACACUGCAGAAGAAGUGGCGCUAAUCACUCGAGAAAAACUUAUCAGACUCCAGUCCCUCUAUAUCGAUCAGUUCAAACGCCUGCAGCACCUGCUGAAAGAGAAGAAGCGCAGAUACCUGCACAACCGCAAAAUGGAGCAUGAAGCUAUAGGUACCAGCCUCCUGACAGGGCCUGAAGGUCUUUCCAUGAAGGAGAGGGAGAACCUGAAGAAGCUUAAAGCUCUGCGUCGAUACCGCCGCCGGUACGGGGUGGAGGCCCUGCUGCACCGGCAGCUGAGGGAAAGGAGGCAGGCUGUGACAGAAGGAGGCCCUCAGCCACACACAAGAACAGUGAGUGAAAAAUGCAUCUCCUUCAUGGAGGGAACCCGAUGUACCAAUCCCUGCCUGCCUAUGGCCCGACACUGUGUCUCACAUAUCUACCAGGACAGCAACCAGGUCCUUUUUAAAAUGUGUCCAGGGUUAAAAGAUGUUCCAUGUGAUCGUACUGUGCACAUGGGUCAGUCAGACGACCCCCGCUGCCCGCUGCACCUCACCCUGCCUCCGCCCAUGUACCAGCCCGAGCAGGAGGCUCCGCCACAGGAGGAGUUCACCCCUAUGAGCAAAGACAUGUACCUGAGUGCGGCAGAGCUUCAGCCCACAGAGAACCUCCCUCUCGAGUUCAGUGAUGACCUGGAUGUGGAAGGGGACGGUAUGCAGGGUCCUCCGUCCCCUCUGCAGUUUGACACAGCCCUGGCCCUGGAGGACCAAACCAUCAGAGCCAUAGCUGAGGCCCCGAUGGACAUCCUGACUGGCGAGGACCCAGACCAGGACCUUGACACCUCAGGGCAGGAACUCUCAGAGAGAGAUGUGGACGCCAUCAUGAACAACCAGGUUAACUCUCAAUCAGGGGUUUUGUCGUCGUGAAUAUCUUAUUGUGGCAGGUGGUGUCAGAGGCAGUCGGAGGUGAGGAAGACACGACCGACAAUUUGCUCCAAGACAUCGACUCUGCUGCAGCCGACGCUCCCAGAUGAACCAGCAUUUCAAAGAACUGUCACUGCUACUCGUUUAUAAUACAGCCCACAAUUAGGUACUAAAGUACUCAGAGGCUCCUACUGAGGCUGAAAGCUGGAGUAGGCGACAUGUUUUUGGGAUCAAUGGGCAGAAAUUCCAUAAUAACCUUUCAGCAUAUUGUACUUCAUGUGGGGAACUAGACUCCUGGUUUCAUACUAUAGAAAAUCCAGCAUGAGAUGAGACGUCGCCCAGUGUGAGGCCGUUUCAGGUGAGUCGUGUGAAGGUGCAGGGAAAGGUCAGCUGAGAGGGAAGCGUUUGGAUCAUAAAUGUCAGCUGGACAUGUUAGAGGAAUGCAGGGAGAAAACUGAAGUUUAGGGUAAAAUGUUACACUGUGCAGUUUCAGUUAUAAACAUCAUUGUGAUGUGCCUCACUGUUUCUGCUCUUACUGCCUGGUUUGAAAUAAAGAUGAGGAAAGAAAUGGGGUUUUAGGUAACUUUGUUUCUGAUCGGCAUGUUUUCCACCACUGCAGCAGAAAACACAUUUCCAUAAAACUUUAAAGCAACUGGAAACUUUCUCCCAUUAUUACACUUUAACACAUUCUGUUGUUGCAUAUGCCCUAGUAGCCAGUAUUUACAGAAAUACUUGAUGUAAUUUUUAUUAUGUCUGCUAAGGUGGUUUUGCGUUUCAGUUGGUUUGAGCGAGUUCGGGGACGACCAGUCGUCUCAUUUUAUGUGGGACAGCAAACCUUUUCAUCACCCACAUUUAUCUCCCACAUUUUCAUUGGUUGUAGUUACAAAUAAAUAAAAAGUACAAGACACGUGUGCUGAUCUGCAAAUGCUUCACUGCUGAAAUUUAAAAAUGAUUCCUGCAGUAAAGCAGUUUAUAGCUUCAGCUGUUACUGCGGGAGAAAAGGGAACCUUAAAUCAAUAAAGACAAUAUAUGGUUAUAAAACUUGUUUUAUGCUUAUGAUCAACAACAAACCUUUAACAGAUGUAGUUUGUGCUUUCACACAUUGUUAAGAAACCUUCAUCUGGCUUUGGAUAACAGGAACCUUUGGAAGGAUUUUGUGAUUUACUCCCUCUGUUAGUACUAAAGAUUCGGUGCAGUUUAGUGCAUGUUUGUCAAGUGUACAUGAGGAAAAUUUGGAGCUGGAGUCUUCAUUUCACACCCGUGUUUGUUUAUUCUCCAGCUGUUCUUUUCCUCUGUACCUCCAUUCAAACACCAGUAAACGCAGGCUGUAUUGUAAAGUGUUCGAGCACGUUUCAGUUCCACAUAGACGAGUCCAGAUUUGCACUUAAGCCUGAGGUCACCUUCAGAAAAAUAGCUGUUUGAGGCCUCUAGUCCAGUUUUAGCUCCAUACACUCAUCCUACCUCUGUUUGUCAUGCGGUUGUAUUAUUUCUAGUUGUUAGGGUUAAAUGCCUUAAAGCCUGAGUGCUGUAUCAGGUUUUCAGCUGUUUGUGUGUUAACUUUAAAAAUGUCACCCUUUCAACCACAAAUAAAUUAUUUUCUGAUGGA